Pollicipes pollicipes is the source of this 572-nucleotide messenger RNA. RefSeq names its product zinc finger protein 541. Gene Ontology annotation, biological process: regulation of transcription by RNA polymerase II. Gene Ontology annotation, cellular component: chromatin; transcription regulator complex; PcG protein complex. Gene Ontology annotation, molecular function: RNA polymerase II cis-regulatory region sequence-specific DNA binding; DNA-binding transcription factor activity, RNA polymerase II-specific. NCBI's taxonomy places the organism in Eukaryota, Metazoa, Arthropoda, Thecostraca, Pollicipedomorpha, Pollicipedidae. The record is from RefSeq and is a predicted model, not a curated record.
AGGACCUGGAGGAGCUCACGAAGGCUGACUUCCAGCUGCAACAGACGCCCAGCAAAUCCCUCAGCCCUCCGCGGUCUGGGCCGCAGAACUGCCAGGUAUGCGGCAAGUCCUUCAGCAACGCGUCCGCGCUGACCAAGCACCGGCUGACGCACAGCGACGAGCGCAAGUACAUCUGCACCAUCUGCUGCAAGGCCUUCAAACGACAGGACCACCUGAACGGCCACAUGCUGACCCACUGCAACAAGAAGCCGUACGAGUGCACGUCGGACGGCUGCAACAAGUCGUACUGCGACGCCCGCUCGCUGCGUCGCCACGUGGAGAACAUACACGGGCAGCCGAGUACGGAGGUGGAGCAGCUGCAGCUGAUCCAGCAGAUCAUGCAGGACGCCCAGGCGCAGAGUCAGGCUGGCGAGGCGGCCCGGACACCCAGCAAGCCGACCGUGGCCGGCCGCCGUGAGGCCGAGCCGGGAGAUGACCUGGGUUCAGCUGGCGGCCGCGGCGCCGGCCUGCAGUGGCUCGUCUGCACGGCACCAGGGGACGCGGCCCGGGCUGGCCGGCCCCGGGGUGACUGA